AUGACACGAAAUGUACGACGUGGUGGAAAAAUUUGGGUACGUAUAUUUCCAGACAAGCCAGUUACAGUAAGACCCGCGGAAACGCGUAUGGGUUCUGGGAAAGGAUCCCCAGAGUACUGGGUAGCUGUGGUUAAACCAGGCAAAAUCCUUUAUGAAAUGGGUGGUGUACCAGAAAAUAUAGCCAGAAAAGCUAUUGAAAUAGCGGCAUCAAAAAUGCCUAUAAAAACCCAAUUCAUUAUUUCUGAAUAG
Messenger RNA from Eruca vesicaria subsp. sativa (arugula), 249 nucleotides. Lineage: Eukaryota; Viridiplantae; Streptophyta; Magnoliopsida; Brassicales; Brassicaceae. The record is from the annotation of a GenBank genome assembly.